AGCGUAUGGAUUACGUGGCUUCGAUACUGCCGACACCCACACAAACACUGCGUUAAAUCAAAGUUUUCCCAAUUAUUAUUCUUCCUCAUUCCAAUUCCAAACCAACUCAUUCUUCUUCCUUUCCAUCGCUUCCCGAGACUCCUCCGAUUUCGAUCACAAAUGGCUACCAAACUCGGAGGCAUCUCCGACUCCCCCGGUUCUCAAAACUCAGCCGAAAUUGAAUCCCUUGCUCGAUUCGCCGUCAAUCAACACAACACCAAACAGAAUUCUCUUCUGGAGUUUACAAGGGUGGUGAAAGCACGGGAACAGGUUGUUUCUGGUAAACUGCACCACCUUACAAUUGAGGCUGUUGAUGGGGGUGAGAAAAAGAUCUAUGAAGCCCAAGUAUGGGUUAAACCAUGGCUCAACUUUAAAGAACUUCAAGACUUCAAGCAUGCUGGUGGUGAUUAGAAGAUGCAUGUCCGUUUCUGUAAGGAAUUGUAUACCCUUACUGUAAUAGUCAUAACCGGAGUAUUAUGAUACUUUACUACUUUCAUAUUCUCAUGUUAAAUAAGUGGAUUGUGUGUACUUUCAUUCUCUGAAGUUUAAAUAAGUGGAUUAUGUGGAUGUGUUAGUUUAAUUGUACUAUGAUAUCUAUGGGACGGAUAAUAUGAUAUCGUGUUUGUUUUGUUGGAUGAAUAUGAUAUUCACAUCUGUCUCA
Vicia villosa (hairy vetch) is the source of this 700-nucleotide messenger RNA. Its product is annotated as cysteine proteinase inhibitor-like. Gene Ontology annotation, molecular function: cysteine-type endopeptidase inhibitor activity. The coding region runs from base 160 to 450 and encodes 96 amino acids. The record is from RefSeq and is a predicted model, not a curated record. NCBI's taxonomy places the organism in Eukaryota, Viridiplantae, Streptophyta, Magnoliopsida, Fabales, Fabaceae. The transcript has 2 exons.